AUGGCUGCUACGUCGUCCCAGUCGCUCUACCAGAGCGCUGCGAUCUUCGCCGGUGGUCUCGCCAUCGGCGCCGGUACGCUCGCGCUUUCGCGUGCCGCCUUUGCCCCCGCUCACAAGCCCAACAAGUCGAUCAAGCGCAAGGUUUCGGAUGCCAAGCUGCGCACUGCCGACGCCUCCAAGUCCAGCUCCACCGCCGUCACUGCCAAGAAUACCGCUACUGCCCUUGCCGGCAUCACCGCCGAUGGCCGUACCGACCCUCCUGCUUCCCAGCAGCUCGACCAUGUUGACGCCAAAGGCGCUGGCCCUGCUGCUCCUGCCAAGCCUGAAUUGCCUGGACAUGUCGCUCCCAACGGCGUUGAUGCUACCGCUGGUGGCCAGAAACUCACUGGUCUCGUCAACGCUCAGCCCAUCAACGCUGCCGCUCCUGAGCCCGAGCCUGCCAACCGCGCCAAGCAUGUCGAUGCCCGCAUGGAUCUCAGUACCGUUCAGGGCCCUUCCGAGGCCGAGACCGCCGCCAAGAUUGCCGCCCAAUCUUGGUUGCUCGGCAUCUCCAGCACUAAGCUCACCAGCACCGCCGCUAUCGACUCGAUUGCUUACGGCAACAGUACCGCCAUCUUCAGCUACGAGAGCCAAGCCAACGGCGGUUUCGGCUCCUUCAGUGAGCAGGAGGCACAACUCGCCGCCGAAAAGGGCUGGUUCAAGGGCCGCCCCUCGGUUUUCAAGAUGCAGACCCGCUCCGGCGCCGGCAACGCCAUCAUCGGUUACCUUAACGCCAAGGGUGGUUCUUCCUCCACCGAGCCCACCAAGGUUGUGACCGCGCUCACCAACGCUGCUGGCUUUGCUGCCAUGGCUCCGGCGCUCGUCUCGUACCACGGCUCGGAUAACGCCAAGCUUGUGCUGCAGGUAUCGGCCGCUACCCACGCUGCCGAGCACGGUCAGGAGCUCAACAUCACCAACGACUACGCCUCGAUCCUCUCGACUGCUGCUGCUCUUGGCGACUCGUUCGAGGUCGUUCUCUCCGCUACUCGUCAGGAGGCUGUUGACCUUGCCCAAUACGCUUACCAGUCGCCCAAGAACGUCGUUCACAUCUUUGAUGGUGCGUUUGCUGGUCGCGAGGUCGGCACGCUCAACAUCCCCACCAAGGGUCAGAAGGUCGACGCUCCCGAACCUUUCCUCUUUACCGGCUCGCCAAAGGCCCAGACGGUCCUCGUUGUCCCCAGCGGCUCUCACAGCCAGGCUGCGCGUGCUGUGCUCGUCACUCUGCCUCCCGCUGUGCGCCACAACGUCGCCCUCCUCUCGGUUCGCAGCCUGCGCGACUGGGAUGAGGCUGACCUCCGCAAAGCGCUCCCCAAGUCGGUCGAGAGCCUUCACGUCCUCGAGGAGGUCUCUGGCGGUGUCGUUGCCGGCCAGCUUUACGAAGACAUUGUCUCUUCCGUCUUUGACGUCGAAUUUGCCGGUUCCGACAUUCCCUCGCACGUGUUCCCUCUGGCAUUGGCUCCAGGCCAGAACUUGACCGCUGCCGAGCUCAGCAAGCUGCUCGAGACGCUGAGUGGCAACCACAACGCGGCUCUCAAGCUGCAGGACGUUAUCGACGAGGCCGACGGCGACCACGCCGACCUGCUCGCCCUUUCCGGUGCUUCGGUUCUUUCUUUCUUCGACAGCGAGAUCAGCCCCACCGCUCCUCUAGCCCAGCUCACUGCUCGUGCCAUUCGCGACCGUGGCUCUGACACCCAGCUCCACGCCCGUCUGCUGUCGCGUUACGACAACUUUGAGGCAUCGGGCAUCCUCCGUUCCGACAUCAUUCUGUCGAGCCGUCCUGAGUCGGCUGCCGACGCGCCCAUCGUCCUUGCCGCCGAGGAGAACGUCGCCAAGGUGCUCGUGGUCAGCGAUCCCGCCACUACGCUCAGAAGCUACGCUCCCUUCCAGUCGCUCGCCCGUGGUGGUACUGUCAUCUUCAACACGCCCGGAUGGGAUGUCGCCGAGCUCGACUCGAAGCUGCGCGCCGAGGACAAGCGUGUACUCGCCCAGAAGAGCGCCCGUCUCUUGCUUAUCGAUGCUGCUGCCGUCGUUGAAAAGCUCAACACCAAGACCGCCAACGCCAGCGGCGGCAAGGCCAAGGUCGGUGACAAUGUCGUCCCCGCUGAGAUUGCCGCCGCCGUCCUCCUUGUGGCUGUUCUGCGUGUCCAGCUCAACAUUUCUGGUGCCGCCCUCGCUGCUUUCCUCAAACGCGUCAUUGGUACCGCUCCCGUGGGCAUCAAUGGCGUCGAGGGUCUCGUCUUGGCUGCCGAGAGCGCCAUUCAGCUCCAUGCCUUCAACGACGAAGAGUGGUCCCGCGCUGAGCCCAUCUCGGAGGCCGAGCAGAAUGCUCCUCUGCGUCCUACCCAGAUUCGCUACAACGGCUUCGGUCCCAACCCUGAUGCUGCCACCGUUGGCAUUGAGGCUGCUCCGUUCCGCAGCACCUGGGCGCAGUCUGCCUGGCAGCACCUCUUCUCUGAGGCGUACGAUACCAAGCUUGACUCCCUUCGACCGGACCUGCCCGAGCAGACUUGGGUCGUCGAGGUUACCGAGAACCGACGUCUCACCCCGGUCGACUAUGACCGAAACGUCUUCCAUAUGGAGCUCAGCACCAAGGGCACUGAUCUCAAGUACGAGGUCGGCGAGGCUCUUGGUGUCCACGGCUGGAACGACGAGGAGGAAGUCGCCGAGUUCAUCCGAUGGGCCGGUUUCGACGCCGACGAGAUCGUCAACGCUCCCAGCCUCACCGAGGCGGGCAAGCACGAGAGCCGCACCGUCUUCCAGACGCUGCAGCAGAACCUCGACAUCUUUGGAAAGCCGCCCAAGCGCUUUUACGAGGAGCUUGGCAAGCUUGCUACCAACCGUGACGAGGCUCGCUGGUUGCGUUUCAUCAGCUCUGCUGAGGGUUCAUACACCUUCAAGAAGCUUUCGGAGAUCGAGACUUUGACGUAUGCCGAUGUGCUGCGCAUGUUCCCUUCGGCUCGUCUCCCUGUCGACCAGCUGCUGACGCUGGUCGAGCCCAUCAAGCCUCGCCACUAUUCGAUCGCCUCGGCUCAGGCAGCCGUGGGUGAGUCGAUUCACCUGCUCAUUGUCACGGUGGACUGGAAGACGCCCAGUGGCAGCCCACGCUACGGUCAGUGCACGCGCUACCUCUCUCAGCUCAAGCCAGGUGCCAAGGUGACCGUCUCGCUCAAGCCUUCGGUGAUGAAGCUGCCUCCUAUCGAUUCGCAGCCCAUCAUCAUGGCUGGUCUCGGUACUGGUGCCGCCCCCUUCCGAGCUUUCAUCCAGGCUCGUGCACACAAGAAGGCGCAGGGUAUCGACGUUGGUCCACUCGUUUACUACUUUGGCUCUCGUUACCGCUCCGCCGAGUACCUCUAUGGCGAGGAGCUUGAGGCCUACACUCAGGACGGUGUCAUCCAGCACAUGGGUCUCGCCUUCUCCCGUGACACCUCCAAGAAGGUCUACAUCCAGCACAAGAUCUUGGAGGAUGGCGAUCUGCUCACCCAGUACCUCGGUCCCGAGAUUGAGAAGCUUGAAGCCGCCGGUGGUAAGGCCGAGGUGGUACUCCAGGACGGCCUGAUCAACGACGAGGACGUCGAGGAGGGCAAGAAGGGUUACUUCUUCGUCUGCGGUCCUACCUGGCCGGUUCCCGACAUUCACGAGGCGCUUGUGGGUGCUUUCGUUAAGAAGGGUUUGACCAAGGAUCAGGCCGAGAAGAAGAUGGAGGCUCUCAAGGAGGACGAGCGAUACGUUCUCGAGGUGUACUAG
This is a messenger RNA of Mycosarcoma maydis (corn smut), 3783 nucleotides long. Its product is annotated as sulfite reductase subunit alpha. The transcript has a single exon. Gene Ontology annotation, cellular component: cytosol. NCBI's taxonomy places the organism in Eukaryota, Fungi, Basidiomycota, Ustilaginomycetes, Ustilaginales. The record is from RefSeq and is a predicted model, not a curated record. Bases 1 to 3783 code for a protein of 1260 amino acids. Gene Ontology annotation, molecular function: FMN binding; flavin adenine dinucleotide binding; sulfite reductase (NADPH) activity.